Drosophila ananassae is the source of this 2426-nucleotide messenger RNA. RefSeq names its product glutamine--fructose-6-phosphate aminotransferase [isomerizing] 2. Lineage: Eukaryota; Metazoa; Arthropoda; Insecta; Diptera; Drosophilidae. Gene Ontology annotation, molecular function: carbohydrate derivative binding; L-glutamine:D-fructose-6-phosphate transaminase (isomerizing) activity. The record is from RefSeq and is a predicted model, not a curated record. The transcript is spliced from 9 exons. Gene Ontology annotation, biological process: carbohydrate derivative biosynthetic process; UDP-N-acetylglucosamine metabolic process; fructose 6-phosphate metabolic process. Bases 193 to 2253 code for a protein of 686 amino acids.
CGUAUUUAGUGUGAGCUGUUUUUCAGAGUUGGCUCAGUGUGAUUAAGACAGCGACAGAGUUGGCCAGUGGUGAAAGCUUGCCCGAUCCGAUACGAAGCGAACCGCAUACCUUAAUAAAAAUACUGGCACCGCGAAUAAGGAGACGUAAAAAGCAUUUCAAAUUUUAUACUUGAUUAACUUGACCACCUAAAAAUGUGCGGAAUCUUUGCUUACCUAAAUUAUUUGACGCCAAAAUCGCGACAGGAGGUUUUAGACCUUUUGGUUACUGGCUUAAAGAGACUGGAGUAUCGUGGUUACGAUUCCACUGGUGUUGCUAUCGAUUCUCCAGAUAAUAAAAACAUUGUGAUGGUAAAGCGAACUGGAAAAGUUAAAGUGCUAGAGGAUGCCAUUCAGGAGCACUUUAGUGGUGGUGAAUACAGCGAACCAGUACUUACACACAUUGGUAUCGCCCACACGCGCUGGGCCACCCACGGCGUGCCCUGCGAGAGGAACUCCCAUCCGCAACGCUCAGACGACACGAACGGAUUUGUGGUAGUCCAUAACGGAAUUAUUACAAACUACAACGACGUAAAAACAUUUUUAGCUAAGCGGGGCUACGAGUUCGAAUCAGACACAGACACUGAGGUGUUUGCCAAACUGGUGCAUCAUUUAUGGAAAACACACCCCACCUACUCGUUUCGCGAGUUGGUCGAGCAAGCUAUACAGCAGUUGGAAGGUGCUUUUGCAGUCGCUGUAAAAUCAAAGUAUUUUCCUGGCGAGUGUGUUGCCUCGCGUAGAAGUUCACCACUGCUGGUUGGAAUUAAGACUAAGACUCGCUUGGCCACAGACCACAUUCCUAUUUUGUAUGGAAAAGAUGACAAAAAGCAGAGUUCCGAACAAGAAAUUCGUCCUCAUGGACAAACUCGUGAAUUGCCAGUAAUACCGCGUUCCGACAGCACUUCGGAGUUCAUGCCAAUGGAAGAAAAAGAAGUGGAAUACUUUUUCGCUUCGGACGCCUCAGCUGUUAUUGAGCACACCAACCGGGUUAUUUACUUGGAGGACGAUGAUGUUGCAGCAGUUCGAGAUGGAACAUUAAGUAUUCAUCGUUUAAAAAAGAGUCUUGACGAUCCUCAUGCUAGAGAGAUCACCACCUUAAAAAUGGAAAUCCAGCAGAUUAUGAAGGGAAAUUACGAUUACUUUAUGCAGAAGGAGAUUUUUGAGCAACCGGAAUCUGUGGUAAACACUAUGCGCGGACGCGUCCGCUUUGACGGAAACUCGAUUGUAUUAGGCGGAAUUAAGGAUUACAUUCCGGAGAUCAAGCGCUGCCGCCGCUUGAUGUUGAUUGGGUGUGGUACAUCAUACCACAGUGCUGUCGCCACGCGUCAAUUACUUGAAGAGUUGACCGAGCUGCCAGUCAUAGUUGAACUAGCGUCCGACUUUCUUGACCGAAACACACCAAUUUUCCGUGACGACGUCUGCUUUUUUAUAUCGCAGUCUGGCGAAACGGCCGACACUCUGAUGGCCCUUCGCUAUUGCAAGCAGCGUGGAGCCCUGAUCGUAGGCAUCACGAACACGGUGGGAAGCAGUAUCUGCAGGGAAUCUCAUUGUGGCGUGCACAUUAAUGCCGGUCCUGAGAUAGGUGUGGCCUCUACAAAGGCGUACACUUCGCAGUUCAUCUCUUUGGUAAUGUUUGCGUUAGUUAUGUCGGAGGAUCGCCUCUCCUUGCAGCAACGCCGCUUAGAGAUCAUGCAGGCGCUGUCCAAGCUCGCUGAUCAGAUCCGCGCCGUUCUUAAAUUGGACUCGAAGGUGAAAGAGCUUGCCAGGGAUCUGUACCAGCACAAGUCGCUUCUGAUAAUGGGUCGCGGGUACAACUUUGCCACCUGCCUUGAAGGCGCUUUGAAAGUGAAGGAACUGACCUACAUGCACAGUGAGGGCAUAAUGGCAGGUGAACUCAAACAUGGCCCGUUGGCCUUGGUCGAUGACUCUAUGCCUGUCUUAAUGAUCGUUCUGCGUGAUCCUGUCUAUGUUAAGUGUAUGAAUGCCCUUCAGCAAGUCACCUCACGAAAGGGAUGCCCCAUCAUAAUCUGCGAGGAGGGAGAUGAGGAGACCAAAGCGUUCUCGUCCCGUCACUUGGAAAUUCCUCGCACAGUCGACUGCCUUCAAGGAAUUCUCACAGUUAUCCCCAUGCAACUACUGUCUUAUCACAUUGCUGUGCUACGCGGAUGUGAUGUCGAUUGUCCCAGAAAUUUGGCCAAGUCAGUGACCGUGGAAUAAAAAUGUUGCAUAUCUGUACUACAUAUAUACAUAUAUUGAAAAUCCUUAAUAUUUGGACCUCAACAUAGGGGCUUAAAUUCGUAUAAUAAUCUCAAGCACCUAUUAAAUUAAUUUACAUAUUCUUAUGUGUAAAACCACAAACAACUUUUUGAAUUAAACAUAUCUUUCUAAAA